AUGGAAAAUAUUGAUGGGUUUGGCCCUCCUCCGCAACAGACUAUUUCCCAACACUUAGCCAUUCAAUUACAAGCAUCAAGGGCAGGGGAACAGGCGGCAAGAGCUCAGAUGGAGAUAGCGAAGAAAAGAGCGCGAGAGGAAGCCAUUGCUGAGGGAUUCGAAAAGUACCAACGUGAUCUAGAGACCUUGUGGGUGGAACUGGGUAACGUUGUCCAUCACCAGACAAACCGGAAGAGUAGAAAAUGCGCACUGGAGCAUAUGCAAGGCGUUACGGCGACUCUUAGAUUUGCAAUUUUUGAGUCGAUUGCAAAUAUCGACAUGGAUGUCUCCAGCUGGCUUCAAUGGUUUCUGGUAGAAUUUGAUAACCGUAGAUGUAAAAAGACGCGUCAAAGAGCUUGUGUCGAUACCACUUCUCCAAAUUGCUCCGCAAACUUUUGUAAAAACGAUAAAGCACAAUAG
Gamsiella multidivaricata is the source of this 459-nucleotide messenger RNA. RefSeq lists its product as uncharacterized. The transcript is spliced from 3 exons. The record is from RefSeq and is a predicted model, not a curated record. Lineage: Eukaryota; Fungi; Mortierellomycota; Mortierellomycetes; Mortierellales; Mortierellaceae. Bases 1 to 459 code for a protein of 152 amino acids.